UUCAUCGCUCGCGUUUACAAACUCGGUAUUUUCACAGCAUCGCAGCGAAUCGCAGCGAUCAGUACGGAAUCAUGAAGCUCAACGUAUCUUUCGCGCUGCUCGCGUUACUGUUCUUGACCAUCGCGACGACCAUGAGGGAGGUUGCGUCGCAGCAGCAAAACGGGUGCGCCAACGUGUGCUGUCGGGAUAAUUACGAGUGCUACGAGGGCAAGUGCUACCGACGACCCACGGGUAUAAGCUGCGCCAACAUAAGAUGCAGAGGCGAGUGCCGAGAUUAUCCGCCGCCGUCUAGGUGCGUGUAGCGCGCGCGACAGGUCGAGCAUCGAAUUAUCAGCGAUUCGAAGCGAGCCGGUUGGGACGUUGUCGGCCGUUUAUUAUUAUAAAAAAACUUAUGAAGGGAACGUUAAUUUUAUUGUUUUUGAAAACCACAUCGUUGAGCAAAGAUUGUAAUCACCUUUACGUCGGUGGCUGACGUAUCAUAAAUAAAAAGUUUCUUAAAUAAACUUGUUAUCUCUGAGUGUCAAAA
Molecule: messenger RNA, 526 nt
Organism: Trichogramma pretiosum
Lineage: Eukaryota; Metazoa; Arthropoda; Insecta; Hymenoptera; Trichogrammatidae
Exons: 1
Coding region: 72-302 (76 amino acids)
Source: RefSeq, a predicted model, not a curated record